AUGGGAGAUCUAUACGCCUUGGAUUUUGAUGGCGUUCUCUGUGACAGCUGCGGAGAGAGCUCUAUUUCUGCUGUUAAGGCUGCGAAAGUCAGAUGGCCGAGUCUAUUCGACGGAGUGAAUUCAGCUUUGGAGGAUUGGAUUGUUGAUCAGAUGCACAUAGUUCGCCCUGUAGUAGAAACUGGAUACGAAAAUUUAUUACUUGUGAGGUUGCUAUUGGAGAUGAGAAUCCCUUCUAUUCGAAAGUCUUCGGUCGCAGAGGGGCUCACGAUUGAGGAAAUUUUGGAGAACUGGUUUAAAAUAAAACCGGUAAUCAUGGAAGAGUGGGGUGAGAACAGAGAUGCUCUAAUAGAUCUUUUUGGAAAGAUCAGGGAUGAAUGGAUGGACAAUGACUUGGCAACUUGGAUUGAUGCUAAUAGAUUUUAUCCUGGUGUUCCUGAUGCCCUGAAAUUUGCAAGCUCUAAGGUCUAUAUCGUGACAACAAAACAGAGCCGCUUUGCAGAUGCAUUAUUACGAGAACUCGCAGGAGUCAUUAUUCCACCUGAAAAAAUGUAUGGUCUUGGAACUGGUCCAAAAGUGAAAGUGCUGAAGCAGCUUCAGAACAUGCCAGAACACCAGGGUCUAACUCUACACUUUGUUGAAGACCGACUUGCGAGUCUAAAGAACGUUAUAAAAGAGCCAGAAUUGGAUAAAUGGAACUUAUAUCUUGGAGAUUGGGGUUAUAACACUCCGAAAGAGAGAGACGAGGCUGCAAGCAUUCCCAGAAUUCACAUCCUUCAGCUUUCCGACUUCAGCAAGAAGCUAAAAUGA
Molecule: messenger RNA, 807 nt
Organism: Fraxinus pennsylvanica
Lineage: Eukaryota; Viridiplantae; Streptophyta; Magnoliopsida; Lamiales; Oleaceae
Source: the annotation of a GenBank genome assembly